Molecule: messenger RNA, 521 nt
Organism: Spirodela intermedia
Lineage: Eukaryota; Viridiplantae; Streptophyta; Magnoliopsida; Alismatales; Araceae
Source: the annotation of a GenBank genome assembly
AUGGGUGCGGAAGCGGACGAGCUGCAGCGGCGGCUGCCGGCGACGGAGGACGGCGGCCGGAAUGUUCAACGGCGGGAACCGAUCAGCGAGGCCCAGUUCCUGUCAUGGAAGCGCCAGAAGGUUGGUACCCCCCCCCCCUCCUUUCUAGGGUUUCCUCCCCCCCCCCAACAUCCCCUCCGAAUUCCUGCUUCCUGGCGGCCACGCUAGUGUGAUCUUGAAGAAACAUUAGCCUUGUUCAUGAACUAAGAAGAACAAGAAGAAGAAGGGCUUCUGGGCGAUGAUGAUCGAUCGUCUUCCGGGCGCUGCAACUGGGUCUUCUCAAGAAGAAAGAUCAGGUUUUUUUUUCAUGAACUAAGAAAACAGGACUUCUGUUUUCCUCACGCUCUCAGGAGGCGCUCGCGUCGGCCAGACGAGCCGAGGUCGCCCGGAAGCGCGCCGAGGACAUCGCCGCCGGCGCCCAGAUGAACGGCCGCGAGCUCUUCCUCCACGAGCCCUGGGUCUUCGACAACUCCAAGUACUAG